GGCCCCGCCGGCGCUGACCGCAUGGCCGCCAUCAAAGCGCUGCAGCAGUGGUGCCGGCAGCAGUGCGAGGGCUACCGGGACGUGAACAUCACCAACAUGACCACCUCGUUCCGGGACGGCCUGGCCUUCUGCGCCAUCCUGCACCGCCACCGGCCCGACCUCAUAGACUUCGAUGCACUCAGGAAGGAGAACAUCUAUGAGAACAACCAGCUGGCCUUCCGCGUGGCCGAGGAGCAGUUGGGCAUCCCGGCCCUGCUGGACGCCGAAGACAUGGUGGCCCUCAAGGUGCCAGACAGACUGAGCAUCCUGACCUACACGUCCCAGUAUUACAACUACUUCCACGGUCGCUCACCCAUUGGAGGCAUGGCUGGUGUGAAGAGACCCCCGUCUGCCCCUGAGGAGGAACCAUCCGGCAAGAAGACCCCAGACCAGCUGGCCUCACCCAGCCCACCCCGAGGCCAGCCGCUGACCCCAGUCAGGACCAACCCUGUUGUCCAGGGGAGGGCUGCGGGGGCGCAGGGCCCUCCCCCAAAGGCUGGUCUGGCCCCCUCGGGCAGCUCCGUGGUCAGCAGCACCUGUGCAGUCUGUCGAAAGCAUGUGCACCUUGUACAGCGACACCUGGUGGAUGGCAAGCUUUACCACCGGAACUGCUUCCGGUGCAAACAGUGUUCUAGCACGCUACACUCGGGGGCCUAUCGGGCCACGGGGCAGCCCGGUGUCUUUGUCUGCACUAACCACCACUCCCAAGCCACCCCUGCCAGCCCCACGUCGACGGGCCAGGCUCCCAGGCAGUCAGGACCCCACACUGCGGACCCCAGGCUGCUCAGCACUCCAUGGCGGGUCCGGGAAGGGACCGGGCUCCGAGAAACAGGCCCUGCAGCCAAGCAGCCAGCCCAGAAGUCUGUGCCCGGCAGCCCAGCAGCCAGAAGUAUCACUCCAUCCGCCUCUGUCCCUCCCGCUGUGACCGCCGCCGCCUCCUCUCCUGUCCACUGGGGCCGCUCUGAUACGCACAGGCUACACACCGGCCCUGUGACUGCCAGCCCCAUGCCCCAAACCAGCACUCGCGUCACCAACAGCUCACCGACCGGGUGGUCCUCACCAGUUCAGGGUGCUGCGGCAGCCAGGCCCCAGCUGACGGGACCCCCGAGUGCCCGGGACCCUCCCCAAGCUCUGCCCCAAGUCCAGGUUGCCCCCCGAACAGCAGCUCCACAGGCCAAACUCAACUCCACCCCCUCGCCUCUGAGCCCCUCGGACACUGCAGCCUGGACCCCCUUGGCCUCCAAGACUCAGCAGGCCCGUGAGAGGUUCUUUCAGGAGUUCAGCAAUGGCUCUGCAGGCAGGGGGCCUGGGAAGGCGGCCCCUGGGGACAGGACUCCAGGGGACAGGACUCCAGGGGACAGUAACCGGGAGCAGGCGCUGAGCUUCCUCAAGAAGACCCUUCCAGGAGGCCCGGAGGGACCCGGCAGGCUGCCCCCCGCCACCUCUUCAGCCUUCAGAGCCAAAGGGCAGUUAGGGGAGGCGUCUACUCCUGACGGCAGCCCUGCGGCGAGGAGAGAGUCCCACCCUCCCAGGGCUGAAUUGGCGACCACCUUCGGGACCCCUGCAUCCCUCCACCCUGGACGGAAGAGCCCAGCUACCACCCCAGAGGGCAGCAGGGCUGGAGGGGGCUCCAGGGUGAAGUUGGAGGAGCCCCUGACUGGGAAGGGUCUGAGUGGCAGCCCCCAGGAGGGUCCGGAGGACGGCCCAGCCGGAUGGAGGACCCGUCUGAAACCUGUAGGGAAGAAAAAUCCCCCUGAGAGGACUCUGGAGCUGAAGGAGCCCUCAGCCCAGGGAGAGUGGAGAGCCGGAGCCCCGCCCAGGAAGGUGUUGGGGAGCCCUGAGGGAGGGGUCUCCAUCACACUGAGCCCUGUACAGCCUGACAGGACCUGCGGGCCCAGCCUCUCAGCAGCAGCCUCCUCCCCUCCUCGCCGUAAAAGGCUGACCGUACCUGCUAGCCUGCUGCUGACCGGGUCCUCAGGGCAGGAAGCCCAGGCCCCCGACCGGAAGGAGGGAGAGCUCCACUCUCGGGACAAACCAGGAACCCUCGUGGGCCCAUCUAGCCCUCCCAUGCCCUCCCGUGAGGCUCUGGUCUCCCCAGUUAAGCAGCACUUCACUGCCCUGUGCACCCCACAGCCACACCCUGCCCGCCUGACCCAGGAGGAGAUCCAUCGGCAGGUGCAGGACAUCGCCCGGCAGCUGGACGCACUGGAGCUCCAGGGUGUGAGGCUGGAGCAGAGGCUGCGUGCUGCUGAGGGAGGUGAGGCCGGCCCACCCAGGCUCACGCUGGCCCAGGGCCCGCAGAAUCUGGAUCUCCAGAGACGGGGCAGCAUCCAGAAGAAGAAGUCCAGGUUCCGCAUGGGCAGCUUCUGGUCCCCCAAGGGCAAAAGCCAGACCCCGGAAUGAGCGGCAGCUGAGGGGGCAGGGCAGGGGGAUGACGGAAGACCCUGCGUGGGCCUCUGCGGGUCUGGUACCUCAAUAAAAGGGCUGCUUGUG
This is a messenger RNA of Echinops telfairi (small Madagascar hedgehog), 2532 nucleotides long. RefSeq names its product MICAL like 2 (gene MICALL2). The record is from RefSeq and is a predicted model, not a curated record. The transcript is spliced from 14 exons. Lineage: Eukaryota; Metazoa; Chordata; Mammalia; Afrosoricida; Tenrecidae. Bases 22 to 2442 code for a protein of 806 amino acids. Gene Ontology annotation, molecular function: protein binding.